This is a messenger RNA of Manihot esculenta (cassava), 1455 nucleotides long. Its product is annotated as transcription factor bHLH79. Gene Ontology annotation, biological process: regulation of DNA-templated transcription. The record is from RefSeq and is a predicted model, not a curated record. Gene Ontology annotation, molecular function: DNA-binding transcription factor activity; protein dimerization activity. The coding region runs from base 385 to 1230 and encodes 281 amino acids. Gene Ontology annotation, cellular component: nucleus. NCBI's taxonomy places the organism in Eukaryota, Viridiplantae, Streptophyta, Magnoliopsida, Malpighiales, Euphorbiaceae. The transcript is spliced from 6 exons.
AAGAAGUUGGGAGGGAAGAAAAAAGGCGAGAUCUUUGCCUCUUUGGAACAAGAAAUGGACUACAGCGAGUGAAAGAGUAGGGACCAAUGGAAGCCGUUGUCAGGAUAAAUGGUGUCGUAGCCGUAGUACGCAUACCAUCCCCAACCUCUCAAGAAAAGUGAAAACAUCACUCUCUUUCUGUUUCCCUUCUCUCUGUCUCUGUUAAAUAAUAACCCAUCAGGCAUUAGCUCACUGAGCCCCGUGUCAUUUGCUCAUCGGAAGCUCUCGAUACCCAGAGAAGCUAGCUAGGAACACGCCUUGUCUCUUUAAUUCCCAGCACCCCCAAUUCGAAUUCCAACUUCACGCACUGUCCUACUCUAAUGAACCACAAUCCCUGACAGGAUUAUGGAUCCUCCUUUGAUAAAUGAGACCUCCUUCUCUGCAGCUAAUCCAUCUUCCUACACUUUGACCGAGAUUUGGCCUUUUCCUGCAGUUAAUGGACAGGCGGAUGGGAGUGGUGGGUUGGGUCUCCGAAUGGGGAAUUUGGCUGGGGGAUUUGGGGAACGAGAUGGGUCAUUGGAGGAAUCCACCGUGACGGAGCAGAGCGUUGGUGGAGGCGGUGGGAUUGUAAGGAAGAGGAGGGAUUUCAGCUCAGAAGACGAGUCCUCUAAGAUGGUUUCUACUUCCAGCAGUGGCAACGAAUUGAAUUCAAAUGGUAAGCGGAUGAAAACAUCAGUAUCAAAGAAUGAGUGUAGCAAUUCAAAAGCUGAAGUAGAACCAAAUUCUGCUGCCAAUAAGAAGGCGUCGGAGAACAACAGUAAACUCUCUGAGCCACCUAAGCAAGACUAUAUUCAUGUGAGAGCAAGAAGGGGUCAGGCAACUGAUAGUCACAGUUUGGCUGAAAGAGCCAGGAGAGAAAAGAUAAGUGAGAGGAUGAAGAUACUCCAAGACUUGGUUCCUGGGUGUAAUAAGGUUAUAGGUAAAGCACUUGUUCUUGAUGAGAUAAUUAAUUACAUUCAAUCAUUACAGUGCCAAGUUGAGUUCUUGUCAAUGAAGCUAGAAGCAGUUAAUUCAAGAAUGAACAUGAACCCCACAAUUGAAAGCUUCCAUCAAAAAGAUGUUGGUGGACAGCCAUUUGAAGCUCCUGCUGCAAUGAGCUUUGGCCUUCAAGCAGCAAGAGAUUAUGCUCAAGCAUCAAAAUCUGAAUGGCUGCAUAUGCAGAUUGGUGGAAAUUUUCAAAGGACAACAUAAUCGAUCAACAAGAAUCAUUCUUCUGUUAUCUUUACUAGCAGGGAAAUUCAUUACUAGGUUCUGCAUAACUGUGGAACCCAUAAGCAUAAUUGUUAUUGAAGCCUGUAUCAUUACUAGAAAAUGCAUCUAAUACUUACCUGUGUCAUCAGAUGAGCCUCAACUCCUAGGUAGAAGAUGUUGUAUUGAAGAUACUUUUGUGUGCUAUGAAAUUAAAAGUGAUUGCAA